UCUUUUGUUUGACAAUCACUCAGGCAGAUUCGAUUUUGCUCGAACCCGAAGCGCUAAACUGUAAAUUGCACCGUUGUUUUCAGCAGACGCAACAACAAUUUAUAUACGGCGCGAUGAGUAAAGGCGAUCUGACCCGCAAGGUGCUCAGCGAUCUGAUCUCCGAGUCCGAGGCGCCGUACACAUCGGACAGCAUCCUUCGCGAGUUUCGUGCCACGGACGAUAAGCGCCUGUCUGUUGAUGAGCUUGUUGACAUACUGACGACCAUAAGCAGAAAACGGCCCAACUGCGACGAGGUAGCCGCCGAGGUCAAGCAGGUCCUGAGGAGCAAGGAUCCCAUGUACGCACUCCUCGUGUUUGUCAAGCGAUACUCCGAAGACGGUCUUUCACCGCGCUCUAGUCUAAAGAACAGCGAGAUGACUACUAUCACCUCGCCCCUGCAGAGCAAAUCCUCUAUCGCAGUAUCCUCGGCUGCUAGGGCAAGCCUGGCGGAGGUGUCGCAUGAUUCGCUGAGCCUUCCCACGUCGACGCCAGUAAUUAAUCGAAAAUCCGCGGACUCUGAUGCUAAUGCCGCCGGUGAACUCUUCGUUGCACGUCCCUUGCCGUUGGGUCGCAGCCAAGGAAAUAGCGAGGAGGACCGAGAGCGCGGCGAUUUGAGCUUGAUGAAGGAGCGCCUGCUGCUUGGCGCAUCAAACAGAUCCUUGAGCACCUUUCGCCCACCCUCCAGCGAAAAGUCACUCAAAAGCAGCAGUCAAAAGACCAUAGUAAAUCCGCUGUCCGCUACGACUCCCACAGGUAUUUCAGAAGAGAGUCGAACACACAGUCUAUGGGACUUUUACAACGUAGACGAGAACACGGCUCCGGACCCGGAGAUUGCAGCGAUGCCGAUUGAAAGCCAGGAGACCGAGAUGCUCACUCAGCUGCUGUAUUGCUUCACGGGUAUUCGGGUGCCGUUCAUCGUGCCCAUACCGCCUGAUCCAUCCGGUGGUCUGGCUAGGUAUAAAACGGAAUUCGCCAUUCACAAUCAUGUAGACCGUUCGCUGGCGGAGCUUAUUAGGCAAAUCAUACCGCUAGCCUCGCACUUCGUGGGCAUCCAAAGGAUGAUCGCUGACAUGGACGGUCAGGGGCAGGUGAUUAAUGCGUUGAACGCUGCACUAUCGGAUAUUAGCCACGACUUUUACCUUCUACUCAUGCAGGCGGAGGAGGAACUGCAAAGGAAUGAGUUGACGAUGCAGAAGCUUGUCUACUACAUGCAGCCAACGGCUUGGGUGAUGGAGGAGAUCUGGACGACGCUGAUUGGCUUGCAGGAGGGUGAGUUGCGGGGAGCCGCUGUGCUAACGCAUCUGCACGGGCGUAUCAAGCGGCUGGAGGGAGAUCGCGAAGCACAAGAAGUAAUUAUUGGGCUGAUGCGCAAGGCGGCCGAGCCGUACAUGCGGAUGCUGCAGCUAUGGAUCCAGAAGGGUGUGAUCGUUGACCGCCAGCAGGAGUUUCUCGUCGAAGAUUAUGAAGGUGUCCAUUGUGACCAGCUGCCGAGGCACUAUUCGGACGGUUAUUGGGAAAAGCGGUAUACCCUGAGGCGCGACCACAUCCCCUCUUUCCUUGAGAAAUACUCUGACAAAAUCCUACGCACCGGCAAGUACUUGAACGUAGUUCGGCAGUGUGGCAAAAGGGUGAUGCCUACCCAGCAGAUGCACCUCGAAUUCGAUCCGACCAGCGAGAAGCACGUAUCCGUUAUAAACGAAGCAUACUACUUUGCCGCCCGCAUGCUACUGGAUGUGCUGCUGGCGGAGAACGAUCUAAUGGGCCACCUGCAGUCGGUUAAGCGCUAUUUGCUUCUUAAUCAGGGUGACUUUACCAUGCAAUUUAUGGACGCCUGCGAGGAUGAGCUGUCCAAGAACGUGGACUUAGUGCUGCCCAUGACACUGGAGAACCUUCUGGGCCUCACGUUGCGCAUCUCAUCCGCCCGCGACGAUCCCUACAAGGACCAUUUACACUGCGAGCUGCUUCCCUACGAUUUGGUCACUCAAAUGUCCAAGAUAAUAGACAAGAAGGAGGAGUACUGGCAGAUGCAGGAUCGUUUGGACCUGACAGGCCUCGAGUGCUUUGCUUUUUCCUACGAGGUGAAGUGGCCUGUGUCGCUGGUGCUUAAUCAUCUCGCCAUCGCUCAGUACCAGAUGCUGUUCCGCCAAUUAUUCUACUGCAAGCACGUGGAGCGUCAGCUUUGCAAGAUUUGGAAGGAGAACUCCAUUGCCAAAAAAUUCUCGCCACAGGCUGCAGAGCUGUACAGGUCGGCAUUUACGCUCCGUCAGCGCAUGAUGAACGCCAUUCAAAAUCUGGAGUAUUACAUGAUGAUCGAAAUUAUUGAGCCCAACUGGCACAUAUUUAUAGAAAAAAUGCAGGCGGUUGAAAACGUUGACAACGUAUUGCAGUUGCAUCAGGACUUUAUCGAUUCGUGCCUCAAGAACUGCAUGCUAUCGGAGUCCUCCCAUCUAAAUCGAGCCAUAUUCAAGUUAUGCAAGAUAUGCCUAAAGUUCUGUGACUUCAUCCAGCGCUCGCAGCGAUUUUUUCUGGACGCCGAGCUCAAGUCGAUGGUAUGUGAUAGCAGCGACGAUAGCUCCGACGAAUCUGAUCCUGAGUGUUUGCACCGGCCACAGCUGGAGACCUCACUGGAUCCAACUGAUACGUUUUCGGAGCGGGUGAAGCGAUUCGAUCUCGAGUUUACCGGAAUACUAAUUUCGUUUUUGAAGAAGAUUAACAUUGUAGCCAAAGAGAACACGGCCGACCGUUUUAUGAAUCUCGUCAACCGCAUCAACUUCAACGGAUUCUACACAGAUCUAAUGGAUAAACUCUGCAUGAAGGAUGCCAUGGGCUAAAGCUGCGCAGACUUUACUCACUCAUAUGAGAGAACAGAAAAUACGGGAACCAAGUAUUAGGUAAUCAAAUUUAACAAUUGUCAUCAUUCCCGCAUGUCUCCACAUUUUGCCAUUACAACAAGCACAUGAAUUGUUUCCAACUUAGCUGUUAAUUCGAUUAUUUAUGUUUUAAUAAAGCUCAUAACAUUUA
Drosophila serrata is the source of this 3060-nucleotide messenger RNA. It is a transcript of the gene Grip84, whose product is annotated as Gamma-tubulin ring protein 84. Gene Ontology annotation, cellular component: gamma-tubulin complex; microtubule organizing center; spindle pole. NCBI's taxonomy places the organism in Eukaryota, Metazoa, Arthropoda, Insecta, Diptera, Drosophilidae. Gene Ontology annotation, molecular function: microtubule minus-end binding; gamma-tubulin binding. The record is from RefSeq and is a predicted model, not a curated record. Gene Ontology annotation, biological process: microtubule nucleation; mitotic cell cycle; spindle assembly.